CCUUCAUAAGUUAUAUUAAUUCUACUAAUAAUUUUAUCAAAUUUACACAUUGGAAGGGCUAUUUAUACUGUUUGAAGAACUAUAAGGAAUAUACAUCCUAGUAUUCCGUCGAAAUUCACCGUUAAUCGGAUGAUGGCUGUAUAAGUACUUUAAAUUGGAUCAUAGGUGGGGCCGUAUCCGACAGGGCUAGUGGCGCUCGGCAACGAACAUAAACAUUUACCUACCAACACGCUGGUGUGACAUGGGAUUUUGUGCUCUUUCAACUAAAUCCACAAUUCAGUAUCGAAGUUGUCGCAUUACGAUAGAACCUACGCAUCAUCGCGCCCUAACCAAAAUAAUCCGAUACUCCAACCGAACUCGAUUCGAAGGACCAAAAUGGCUUCCGCAUUUGAAUCAUCCCUAUCGUCGAGCCUAAGCGGCCGACAAACGCUUUCCACGACAGCCCCCUCCAUGGCUGAUUCGCUCCCCAGCAUCAACUUCGGCUUCGACGAACUGCGCGACCGUAUGGCCAAAUUCAGUGCGAGAUUUGACGCUUUCAUUGAGCAAGGGCGCAAACGUGUGCUAGAAGAGCGCAACCAAUUUCGGAUGAAUAUCGCUGAACUACAAGAGGACCAGCGCAUGAAGAAAAAGGACAUGGAAAUCCUACAACACAAAACAACCACCCACCAACAAAUGAUAUCCAAAGAAGCCGCCGAGACCCGCGAAAUGCAAGCAGCCAUCGCCUCGCUAACCGAGCAACGAGACAAGAACAAAGCCACACGCGACACCCUCCAACAACAAAUCGCCGAAACACAGAAAGAAAUCGACGCGCGCUUAGCAGCUCAGAGAGCACACGCGCAGUACGUAGAAUCGCAAUCACGUUUCAACGUGCCAGAACUAGAUUUCUGGAUGCAGAACCUGUGUCUGAAGAUUGAGGGCGCGGGACAGACGGAUAGGCUAAGAUUCGUGUACACGCAUGUCGACGAACGUAAUUGGGAGCGCGAGGCUUGGUUCGAGCUUAGCAUGUCAGCGAAGGAUUACGAUGUGCGUCGGUGCAGGCCUAAGAUUGAGAAGGAGAAGAUUGAUCGUGUGCUUGAGCGCGUUAAUGAGACGAGGGAUUUAGCGGUGUUGUUGAAGGGGAUGAGGGAGCUUUUCGUAGAGGCUAUGAAGUCUUAAGGAAUUAAAUUCCAGGCAUUAAUGCGAUUUGGCCAUGCUUAUGACGAGAUACGAAUUUAUAGGCGUUGGGAGUUUAAUAACCGCGAUGCCUUGAUCGGUAGAAUUAGGUUGAAGCAUGGAUGGUGGGGGUUAGAUUUUUAAUACUGGCCAAUAAACAAUUGGCUUCUCGCUUUUCUAUAUGAAUACCUUACCCAGUAAA
This is a messenger RNA of Hypoxylon trugodes, 1354 nucleotides long. RefSeq names its product chromosome segregation protein Spc25-domain-containing protein. The coding region runs from base 376 to 1155 and encodes 259 amino acids. The record is from RefSeq and is a predicted model, not a curated record. Gene Ontology annotation, cellular component: Ndc80 complex. NCBI's taxonomy places the organism in Eukaryota, Fungi, Ascomycota, Sordariomycetes, Xylariales, Hypoxylaceae. Gene Ontology annotation, biological process: chromosome segregation. The transcript has 2 exons.